AUGCGCCCGUUUAAUCCAAAUAAUCUCCGCGCCUUGCGUACUAUCGCAAAGAACUUGAAGCCGGCAUCAAUCAACCCAUCAACUCGUCAUAUCUCUACGAAGCUCUUUCGCUCUCAACCUCUCACCCGAAGUGCAAUUCCUAAUAUCAAACCACAUAUCAUUUUUCCUUCAACCAUUCGUCACAAUUCCACCUCUCCUCUUACAUCUCAACCCCCCGAAUCGGAAACCGAUGCAGAGCACAAGCGACAAAAUGAGGAGCGCCGCAAAAAUGAAGAAGCAUACCAAAUCACCUUUACCUGCAAACCAUGUGGCAAUCGUUCUACACAUCGCAUGUCGAAACAAGGCUAUCACCGUGGCACAGUCCUGAUCCAGUGUCCUUCGUGUAAGAAUCGCCAUAUGAUGAGUGAUCAUCUGGGAAUCUUCUUCGACGAGGGCACUACGCUGGAAGAUAUUCUGAAGAAGAAGGGUCAAGUGUUGACUCAUGGAAGAAUUGAUGGAAAUAUGGAGUUUUUGGACGAUGGCACUGUCCAGAGGUCGGAGGCAGAGAUCAAGGACAUGGACAACGAGGGCCAACAAUGA
This is a messenger RNA of Penicillium malachiteum, 579 nucleotides long. Its product is annotated as DNL-type zinc finger protein. Gene Ontology annotation, cellular component: mitochondrion. Bases 1 to 579 code for a protein of 192 amino acids. NCBI's taxonomy places the organism in Eukaryota, Fungi, Ascomycota, Eurotiomycetes, Eurotiales, Aspergillaceae. The record is from RefSeq and is a predicted model, not a curated record. Gene Ontology annotation, molecular function: protein-folding chaperone binding; zinc ion binding. The transcript has a single exon. Gene Ontology annotation, biological process: protein import into mitochondrial matrix; protein folding; protein stabilization.